Stegastes partitus (bicolor damselfish) is the source of this 293-nucleotide messenger RNA. It is a transcript of the gene cunh10orf53, whose product is annotated as chromosome unknown C10orf53 homolog. NCBI's taxonomy places the organism in Eukaryota, Metazoa, Chordata, Actinopteri, Pomacentridae. The coding region runs from base 1 to 279 and encodes 92 amino acids. The record is from RefSeq and is a predicted model, not a curated record. The transcript has 3 exons.
AUGCCAGCCAACGCACUGGUGACUCUUUGCUACGGACCUUAUGAAUCCAGUGGAGUGGUGCAACACAGAACCUUCCGCCUGCAGGGUCUCCAAGCCGCUCUGAGGGCGCGCGGGCACCGGUGCGUCCUGGAAGAAAUGCACAUCUGGAACAUGGUGGAGCUGGUGGUCAGUGGGGAGGUGGUGUUCAGGUGUAAAAUAAAGGAGCUGGAGUUUGGUGGAGAUGGGAAACUGGAUCCUGUCUGCAGGGAAGCUGUUACUGCGGUGGAGAACGCUUACUGAGGAAACAGAACCUG